This is a messenger RNA of Trichoplax adhaerens, 687 nucleotides long. RefSeq lists its product as uncharacterized. The transcript has a single exon. Lineage: Eukaryota; Metazoa; Placozoa; Uniplacotomia; Trichoplacea; Trichoplacidae. Gene Ontology annotation, molecular function: protein binding. The annotation marks the transcript as partial. The record is from RefSeq and is a predicted model, not a curated record.
AUGUAUGAGAAAUGCCUGAAAAUUCGGUUAUCGCAACUCGGUGAUCAUCAUCUUGAUGUUGCAACGCUAUAUAAUAACUUGGGAGCUAUUUAUCAUUAUCAAAGUAAUUAUGAUCAGUCAAUUUCUUGGUAUAAGAAGUCAUUAGACAUUCAAUUAUCUCAAUUUGGAGAAUAUCACCUUGAUGUUGCCGAGAUAUAUUAUAUCCUGGGACUUGUUUUUUACGAACAACAUAAAUACGAUGAGUCCAUUUACAUAUAUAGGAGAUCGCUAAAAAUUCGAUUACUGCUGCUUGGCGAUAAUCAUCUUGAUGCUGCUACAUUAUAUAACAACCUAGGUGUUGUUUACUGUGAUCAAGGCAAAUAUGAUGAAUCAAUAUGUAUGUAUAAGAAAUCUCUCCAAAUUCGUUUACCACAACUUGGCGAUAGUCAUCUUCAUGUUGCAGUCUCCUUUCAUGGGUUAGGAGUUGUCUAUAAUGAUCAAGGUAGAUAUGAUAAAUCUCUUUCAAUGUAUAAUAAGGCACUCAAGAUUUACUUAAAACGAUUUGGUGAUAAUCAUCAUUAUGUUGCAAAGAUAUAUAAUAGGAUAGGAAACAUUUACAGUAAUCAAGGCAAGCAUGACGAAGCUUUUUCCAUGUAUUAUCAGCUUCUAAAAAUUUAUUCACAAGCCUAUGGGGAUAAUAAUCAUCCU